Molecule: messenger RNA, 1594 nt
Organism: Priapulus caudatus
Lineage: Eukaryota; Metazoa; Priapulida; Priapulimorpha; Priapulimorphida; Priapulidae
Exons: 7
Coding region: 316-861 (181 amino acids)
Source: RefSeq, a predicted model, not a curated record
AGCUAGCGCUACAGAUGAAACAGUUAAGUGACAAGUGAAGCUCAACAAGGUUGAGAAUCGUUAGGUAGCAAAGUGAGAAGACAGUUGCAUUAGUACCUUAAGGGACACCGAGCGAGAGAGACACGCAAAUAGUUUGACAUACAGAGCGAAGUGUAGAAAAGGGUUUUAAGCGAGAAACCGAGCGAUUUUGAAAGAAGAUCAACAGGCGGAGAAAUAAAGAGAGCGACAGAGCGACAAACAGGAAGAUAGACGGAGACAGAGGUGCCAGCGAGAUAUCAUAUAUAGUGUUACUUUUCGGCGCCGAUUGCAAAGACGAUGACGAUGCUGACGUCACUGAUUGUUGCUGCCAUGCUGUGCAGCGUUAACGGCAGACGAGCCGGGUUUCUUGAGCGUCACUACACGGCCGUUGGUGAUGACGAUGUAAAGAUAGACUAUGACGUCAUUUUUAAUGAUGUCACGCGCAUACAGCGCACCCUGGCGGACCAUAGCAUCUGCGGUAUGACGGACAACCUGCACGACUACAGCACGGGUUUUCUGGCGCAGAAGAAUGGCUACGCGGGCAUCUGCUACAUCAAAAGACUCGACCCGAUCUUGGAUAGCACUUACGAGAAUGCGCGCGCAGACAUCGCCGCUAUGACGGAGGGUAUGAGCGCCCCCAUGCCAGAAUACAUCGACAUGGGGUACGACAGACGUCCUAUCGGACCUCUAGUACUUACGGAUAUCGCCGGUGAUGACAUUGCUGAGUUCUGUAAGGACAUGCCCAGCUACUGGCUCUUCCCUGUACCCGAGGACCAACGACCAGAAGCAACUGGUGUAAGAGCCAAAGAGAACUGCACGAAUGACACAAGCUAUCAAUUGUAAUGGGGAGAAUGCAUGCAACCGCCACGGAUCACUGGCCUCCUUUGGCUUUUACUAAUGAGGGCAGGCUCGUAGACUCAAGGUCAUCGAAACUCAAUGCCACGACCCCGACGUCACAUGUCAUCUAACGGACAUUGUUAACUGUCGCCGCCAUGUUGGUUUAAUAUGUCACGUGCUCAGGCGAUCACGUGACAGAGUGCGAAUGAAUUUCGAAUUUUGGUUCGUAGUCGAUUAGCAUAUAGUUGCGAAUGACGUCACUCACGGAUUACCGUGACGUCAGCUAAUCAGCGUUGCACGCAUUGAUAUUUGAUUGCGUCACUAAUUGCUGUUUAUUAUUGCGUCACAACCUAACCCACGUGAAUACGGGAUGGCGCCUGGUUUAACACUGGAAUGCUGUUGUUAGAAGGAUGUUAUGAUGAUACGUUCAAUUCCAUAUCCUAAUAAGUUUUAACCUAAAGAUAUUAGAAUAAGUUCGCCAUAUUCCGCUACAAUAAUCAAUGAGUAAGUAUACGAUAAUGUAUUACCAUAAAUUCAUGCAAUAAAUUGGCCGAAAAAAUUACGGUAUAUAUAUAUAAUUAUAUAUUGCAUCAUUGAUAGAUGAAAUUUUGAUCAAAUCAUUUCAAUUGGAUUCAUUGAGGUUAAAUCGUGAGAUAGAUAGUAAUCUUUCAGAUGCAAUUUCAUCAAUGGAUGGGUAUGGUUGGGUGUAAUAAUAAAAUAACGGUUACGUUAAAUCGGA